AUGUUCUGGUGGCUUAGGUCACAAAGGCUGUUUGUAAGAGCCAGACAGAGAAAAGACUCUGUCUGCUACUCUGGAGUUUCUGUUGUGUGGCGGAGUAUAGUCAGACACUCAUUGGCAGGAUACCAGCUCUCUUCCCUGGGAAAGCCCCUGGAUGAGAAUUUGCAAGGGAUGUCCCACACAACACCUACCUUUUCUUCCAAUCAUCCUUUAAGGGUCUCACCUGACUUCCCACAGAGCCCCUCUGAUCUUGAAGUACAACAGUGCUUUUACAAAGUUGAUGGCUCUCAGAGAUGCCCCAGCAUGAAAACAGCAAAGAGCUUAGAAUUACCUGGCAAUACACCUGAGCCACAGAAAGGAACAGCAGCCAAGAAGAAACCAACGGUUAGGAAGCCACAGCCCAUUCGUCUCAUUGGAGUGGAUUCAGUCUUUGGCACAGGUAUUACAGUCCAGCCACCCAAGUGCACUAAAACCUUCAAAGUUUCUGAAACAUCAGCCUUUGGUAAAAUUGUCAGCAAAGAGAAACAGAGGCCCAUUUGUGUCAAGGAGUCACAGAUUGAGAUGGCAUUGGCCAUGUGCAAACAGGUGCUACGUUUCAUUUUUCUGCUGUAUGUAGUGUACAAAAUGUGCAUUUUUGCCCUGCAACACUCCCAGUAA
Rattus rattus (black rat) is the source of this 654-nucleotide messenger RNA. Its product is annotated as FANCD2 opposite strand protein-like. Bases 1 to 654 code for a protein of 217 amino acids. The transcript has a single exon. NCBI's taxonomy places the organism in Eukaryota, Metazoa, Chordata, Mammalia, Rodentia, Muridae. The record is from RefSeq and is a predicted model, not a curated record.